AUGCUGCUCGUCGCCGCGACCGGGGAAGUGCUCGGUCGAGCAAGCUACGCCGGCCGGGUCCUCUACACCGACCUUCGCCCCUGCUCAACGCGGUCGCCGUCGACCGAGGUGGUGGCUCUACGGACGAUCAUCUCGGCGACGAAGUCGACCUCCGACCGGUGGCACGCGAGGCUCGCGCACGUUGGCGUCGACACGAUCAAGAGCUCGGCGAAGCAUGAUGUUGCUACGGGGCUCGACAUCAAGCCGUCGACCAGAGCGGACCCGCCGUGUGUCUCGUGCGUCGGAGGAAAGCUGGCGCGGCACACCUUCCCCGACAAAGGCUCGGACGCCGAGGAGGCACUGGCUGUCGUGCACAUUGAUUUGUGCGGGCCAUUUCGAGUUGCUGCCAAGGAUGGCAGCUUGUACUUCCUGCUGCUGAAGGAUCGACACACUCGGUUCGUGUGGGUGGUGCCGAUCGCUAAGAAGAGCGACGUGUUGCGGGAGUUCCAGAAGUGGCUGGUGCUGGUGGAACGGCAGACGAAACCGUCGGUGCUGAUGCUCCGCUCCGACCGGGGAGGGGAGUUCCUCGGGAAGGAGUUCACCAACUUCGUCGACGGGAAGGGCAUCGUCCACGACCUGACGUGCCCUUACACUCCGCAGCAAAACGGCAUGGCUGAGCGGGAGAUGCGCACGGCCGUCGAGUCCGUGAGGACGAUGCUGCUGCACAUGGGCGUGCAGCACCACUGGUGGCACCUCGCUCUACGACAAGCUGUCUGGGUGCGCAACUGCUUGGAGCGGUCGACAACGCCGCCGGGGAAGACGCCGUACCAGCUGCUGACCGGGAAGAAGCCUGACCUCACGCUGGCGCUGGUGUGGGGCUGCAUGGGCUGGGAGGUGCUGGACUUGACUGACAACAAGGUGGUCACGUCGGUCGAGGUGAUCUUCUACGAGACGCUGUCGCUGGAGGUGUGGAAGGCGAAGUAUGGGCCGGCGUCGGGACGGACGCAGGCACACCCGCCGACGGACAUCUCGACGGCGACGGUCCCGCUGCUCCUCGAGGUCGACGAGCCUUCUGAUGAGGACAUCGAGGAAGUUCUCCCUCCUCCCCAUGUUCUUGCUCCUCCCAUCCCCGUCGCAGAUCGGCCUGCGUCGACACCUGUGUCGGCCACCGGCGAUGAGGGGAGCCUUGUGGCGUCGCCUGUGGCGCCGGCCAGUGGCAUCGCCAGCGGCCGACAAGGCGCCAAGCUCGUGAAGCCGUCGACGACAGGGGAGCAGCAGACAGGGGAGCCGGUCGAACAGGAGGCAACAUCAGAGGUGCAGUCGAGAGGGGAGCAGCCGGGCGAAGGUCCAAUGCUGGCGAAGCAGCUGGUCGACAAUGACGACGUCGACGAGGAAAGGGAACUGUCGGCAGGAGAAGAGUCCACCGACAGCGACGUGGUGGAGGUUCCGGUCGAGAAGCCUGAGCUGCGACGCUCAGGUCAAACUCGGAGGCCACCAAAUUGGCUGAGCUACCACGCAUGCCUGCCACCGGCUGCCUUCACCACGGUGUACGACGACGCCGACGAUGACCUGCAGUACGACGACGCCGAAGAUGAUGUCGACCUGCAGGUUCUCGACCCCGACGUGCAUGCCGACCCCGAACACCGCUGGGACAUCGCAACGAUGACGGUGAAGGAGGCGCUGGCGAGCUGGAAUGGCGAGGCGGUGAAGGCUGCCAUGGACGAGGAGAUCCGCAGCCCCAUCGGCAUGGGCACCUGGGAGCUGGUCGAACGCCCGCGUGGGGUGAACAUCAUGAAGAACCGAUGGGUGUUGACGACCAAGUACCGCAUUGACGACACCGUCGAGCGCGAGAAGGCGAGGCUGGUCGUGAAGGGCUUCACGCAGGUGUACGGCGCCGACUACGACGAGACGUACUCGCCGGUGAGCAGCUACGUUACGCUGAGGAUCUUCCUCAGCAUUGUCGCCGUCCUCGACCUCAACCUGAUGCAGCUCGACAUGAAGAACGCUUUCCUGCAGAGCAAGCUCGACCGGGUGCUGUACAUGUACCUGCCGGACUACUUUGACAAUGGGACCGGCCGGGUGUGUAAGCUGCUGAAGAGCCUCUACGGGCUGAAGCAGUCGCCGCUGCUGUGGUACAGGGCUCUCGACAGUGUGCUGCUGGGCGCUAGCUGGAAGAAGAGCCAGGUCGACACGGCGCUCUACUUCAAGGCCGGCGAUGACGGAGUGACCUGCUGGGUGCUGGCCAGCGAGGAAGCUGUGGCUGCACCAGCAGGGCUACGCGGACAAGCUGCGUAG
This is a messenger RNA of Closterium sp. Naga37s-1, 2274 nucleotides long. NCBI's taxonomy places the organism in Eukaryota, Viridiplantae, Streptophyta, Zygnematophyceae, Desmidiales, Closteriaceae. The record is from the annotation of a GenBank genome assembly.